Molecule: messenger RNA, 3558 nt
Organism: Patella vulgata (common limpet)
Lineage: Eukaryota; Metazoa; Mollusca; Gastropoda; Patellidae
Product: proto-oncogene tyrosine-protein kinase receptor Ret
Exons: 21
Coding region: 281-3433 (1050 amino acids)
Biological process (GO): multicellular organism development; positive regulation of kinase activity; cell surface receptor protein tyrosine kinase signaling pathway
Cellular component (GO): membrane; axon; signaling receptor complex
Molecular function (GO): transmembrane receptor protein tyrosine kinase activity; calcium ion binding; ATP binding
Source: RefSeq, a predicted model, not a curated record
GCCACGCAGUUCGAUAUUGAUAAAAAGUUGGCGUGGCUCAAGCCUAUAAAGCACACCACAUGUUUCGCUUAGAUUCACUUGUCGCUUGAUAAAACUGUGGUAAUCACCAUUCCGCAUAGCUUUAUUUGCUUAUGUUAAUUUGACCAGUGAAGUAAAUUGGACAUCACGAGAUACGCUUACCAUUGUAGUUUUACAGGUGACAAAAAAUCAAAUCGAUAAAUCAUGUCUAUACCGAAACGUUGUUUAUAAAUUCACAUAGUCGUUACUGUUAUAAUUAAAGAUGGAGAUAAAAAUUUGGAUAUACAUUUUCUUCAAUUUAAUUUUGAUAAAAGGAAGUUGUAGUCUGUAUUUUCCAAAGAAAUCUUACAGAGUGUUGAUAAAUGGCAAUUCCAUGGCAGGAAGCACUAUAACCCAGAUUCGGGCUUUUAACCACGUUGAUAAAUCAUGUGAGACGUCCACCAUUUCAUACUCAAUAGCACCAGCCGACAAUUUGGCGCCAUCGAAGGCAAUAACUGUCGACACAGAUUCUGGUGAAAUAAGACAAACAGUUCGUAUUAACAAUUAUCAACUUAAAGAUAACACCCAGUUUCAAAUGAAAGCAGUAUGUAACGAUGCAUCUUUAAUGGUAGAACCUGCUUUAGCUACAUUAAAUCUGUCCGUAUCUUUCGAUUUGGAACAAUUACAGAAUGCCCCGGCAGAAUCGCUAGAAGACGCCGUAAACAAACUUUGCUGGCCAGAGACUGAGUAUUCGUUCAAAUUAGAGGAAAACAGCAAAGAAAGAUUACUAUAUACCUUAAAACAAAAAGACAUCAACCCAAUACAGUUACUGUUUUCUAUAAAUCCAAGCACAGAUACGGCAAUGAAUUCGUACCUGAGUAAAAACUUUCGUAUUAGUGACAAUGGAUUACAGUUGAUUCUCAAACAGGAAUUGGAUAGAGAAGAAAAAGAUAAUAUAAACUUUAAUGUGACCUGUGACCUCAAAAUAGAUGGCCAAUCAGUGGGAAGCAGCCAACAACCCUUUUUCGUCGUCGUUUCCGACGUCGACGACAAUCCGCCAUUCUUCCAAAGAACAAACCUACAAAUACAGGAAAUAAAUAUAACUAACGGGGAAUUAACCAAGAAGCUCCCGCCCUUCUUGGACCUAGAUAUCGUUGGUGUAGAUAAAGAUACCUAUAACAUCAGCUUCACUAAAGGUGCUGACCAAGUUGUUAAAGUGGAGAGGUUCUUGAGUUUUACCAGAUGUGUUGAAAGUAAAAAGUGUGACAAACCUAAAGUUUCAACAUUCUUUUUAGAACUGCAAGUCAAGAAAGGGGAAUCGUUGUCAUCAUUAUCACCAUUUUCAUCAUUUGAUGUUCAUAUAACAGAUACUAAAUAUAAGAGAAGGGAUUCAAAAUAUUCUAAUACGGCGAUACUUCGAUUCAUUUUAGAUGAAGUCGGGGAGGUGGCUCCCGCCGCAAAUACACCCCCGUUUCAGACUCAACUUUCUAGAAAUGCUGCCAAGUAUACACAGGUGCUAGUAUUAUCAUCAGCUAGCAAUAGAAUCAUGUCUGAAGCUGUGGAGUACAGUUUAUUGGGCUCAGAUCAUAUGCUGGGUAUAACUCGUACUGGUAUCAUAUAUGUCAAAAACACAACUAAGCUUGUUGGAUUUGUAGGAAGCACUGUUGAUCUUAACGUUUCGAGGUCUGGGGAAGAUGCAACAGUGGUAACGAUAAAAAUUGAUGGAGUUAAAUCCGGUUAUUCAACGUGCGAUAAUGGAUGUUCAGAAUCACAGAACAAAGAAACGUGCAAAUCAAGAUGCGGAUAUGGAGCACCUGCUUCCAAAUGUCAUUGGAGAGAAGGGGAAGACAAUUUGUCCCGAAAGUAUGCCACGUGUAGACCCAACACUAAGACCUGCCCUGACGGAGUUUGUGAUGAUCUAGAAGAACUAAAUCAACUGAUUUGUCCUCAAGAUUGUGUUAAAAAACGGCCUAUGGGUGAAGGAUUUCUCAAGACGGAUUCAAGACGUGGUAUUGGUUUAGCUAAGAGUCCGUGUUGGUGUGAUGGAGAGGAUGGCAAUGUACAGUGUUCGUGUGGAUUAGAAAGACCAUCGCAUAUAAACCCUAAUUUAACAUCAGAUUUCCAAACGGAGGUUAAACACAAACCAGCUAACAAGCCUGCAUCAUCAACAUCAAAACAAGCAACCGUUAUGAGAAACGUUGAACCCAAAGAUAAAGGUAGCAGUGAAAGUUGCGAUGCGUCAUGUCGUACAGCAGUAGCCGCAGCUGUUAGUUGUGCACUAGCUAUAUUAUUACUACUCGUAACGGUCUGGUUAAUUUUGAAAAAACGGCGGAAACAGUCUCGAAUCUUGAAACAUGUUGGAAGUAGUCUAUCAAUGACUGCUAUGCCGUCUAAUUAUGUUGCUGAUAUGGACAGGCGUCUAUCAUUUUCCUCACCACAGAGGUCGUCGUCACCCAAAUCACGUGAUAUUGAGAUUGACGUUAAUUGGGAAUUUCCACGUGAUAAUCUUAUAUUAGAGGAUAAUCUAGGAGAAGGUGAAUUUGGUCAGGUAGUUAGGGGAAGGGCAUAUGGUCUAGAUGUAGAAGAUGUGUAUACGACUGUCGCUGUCAAAAUGCUAAAACCUGAUGCUUCAGAAAGUGAAUAUCGAGAUCUUAUGUCGGAAUUGAAUUUAUUGAAGGAAGUAGAUCAUCCUAAUGUUAUUCGACUACUUGGUGCAUGUACUAAAAAAGAUCCUUUUUAUGUUAUAGUUGAAUAUUGUGAGUUUGGUUCUUUGAAAAAUUAUCUAAGAAAAUGUAAAUAUAGAGGAAGACGAAGUUGGGAAGAUAAACAAAAUCAACACGACGGCUCUUAUGAAAACGAGACUGGUGUCGUCUUAACAAUACGUGAUUUAUUGUCGUUUGCCUGGCAGACGACACGAGGGAUGGAAUAUCUUUCACAAAUGAAGUUAGUGCAUCGUGAUUUGGCAGCAAGAAAUAUAUUAAUGACUACAGGCAAGCAGCUUAAGAUAUCUGAUUUUGGUUUGAGUCGUGAUGUAUAUGAAGCUGAUACAUAUCUUAAGAUGAGCAAGGGACGACUUCCAGUAAAGUGGAUGGCCCCAGAAUCUCUAUAUGCGCAAAUUUAUACUGCCAAAUCAGACAUCUGGUCAUUUGGUGUUGUGUUGUGGGAAAUAGUUACCUUAGGUGCCAAUCCAUAUCCUGGUAUUCCACCAGAACGAUUGUUUAAUUUAUUAAAGACGGGUUAUAGAAUGGAUAGACCCGAUGACUGUCCAGAUGAACUGUAUGCCAUUAUGCAGAAAUGCUGGAAAGCAAAACCAGAAGACAGACCUAGCUUUGCAGCGUUAUCAUAUAUUUUAGACAGAAUGUUACAGUUCAGAGUGGGAUAUCUAGAAUUACAAGGGGAUUGUGAAUAUCUACAAGAUAAAACUACUGUUCUAUAGAAAUGAAGAAUCCAUGGCAUCUAUAUGAAGACGAUUAUGGUAGCAUUACUGUUGUAAAACCAGACCUAAACAACAUUGAUACUGCUUGCGAGGAACUACUUAGUGAUGAUGACAUGAUCGACAGU